CUGCGGAACGUUUGAAACGGCGGGAGUUUGUUGCUGGCGGACGUGUGACGGAGGCGUACCGAUUUAUCGUCAACGUAAAGGUUUACACCGAGUAUCCAGCAUGAAUGUGAACCAGGGCACUGUGGGCAGUGACCCGGUGAUUCUGGCCACGGCCGGAUACGACCACACUGUCCGUUUCUGGCAGGCCCACAGCGGGAUCUGCACCAGGACAGUCCAGCACCAGGACUCUCAAGUAAACUCUCUGGAGGUCACGCCUGACAGGAGCAUGAUUGCAGCUGCAGGUUAUCAGCACAUCCGCAUGUAUGACCUAAACUCCAACAAUCCCAACCCAGUGAUCAACUAUGAUGGUGUUAGCAAAAACAUCACCUCAGUGGGCUUCCAUGAAGAUGGACGCUGGAUGUACACCGGAGGAGAGGACUGCAUGGCUCGAAUCUGGGACCUAAGAUCAAGAAAUCUGCAAUGUCAGAGGAUCUUCCAGGUCAAUGCUCCCAUCAAUUGCGUGUGCCUGCAUCCCAACCAGGCAGAGCUGAUAGUGGGAGACCAGAGUGGAGUAAUUCAUGCCUGGGAUCUGAAGACAGACCACAAUGAACAGCUGAUCCCUGAGCCCGAGGUCUCAGUCAAUGCUGUUCACAUUGAUCCAGAUGCUAGCUACAUGGCUGCAGUGAACAGCUCGGGGAACUGUUACGUGUGGAACCUCGCGAGAGGCCUCGGAGAUGAAGUGACUCAGUUCAUCCCUAAAACGAAGAUCCCUGCUCACAAACGUUACGCCCUCCGCUGCAAGUUCAGCCCCGAUUCCACUCUUUUGGCCACAUGCUCAGCAGACCAGACCUGCAAAAUCUGGAGGACUUCUAAUUUUUCACUUAUGACGGAGCUGAGCAUCAAGAGCAACAAUCCCGGGGAGACCUCCAGAGGCUGGAUGUGGGACUGCGCCUUUUCUGGAGAUUCUCAAUAUAUUGUCACUGCAUCGUCGGAUAAUCUGGCUCGUCUGUGGUGUGUGGACACCGGCGAGAUUAAGCGGGAAUACAGCGGCCACCAGAAGGCAGUGGUGUGUCUGGCCUUCAACGACAGUGUGCUGGGCUGAAAUGGUGGACAGUCGCCACAAACGCCACAGCACACGAUGGACAUUCUGGAGGACGUGAGAGACACUCGAUUCCAAGAAGAUGCAACGGAACGAGGAAAGCUAAAAGUGGAAGGUGAAGCUCAGCGGUUCCAAAAAUACACGUACAGCUGCAUUUAAGGUCAGACUCUUAAAAGCAUUUAACCAAACAGCAAGGA
Messenger RNA from Thalassophryne amazonica, 1275 nucleotides. It is a transcript of the gene mlst8, whose product is annotated as MTOR associated protein, LST8 homolog (S. cerevisiae). The coding region runs from base 101 to 1081 and encodes 326 amino acids. Gene Ontology annotation, biological process: regulation of actin cytoskeleton organization; TOR signaling. NCBI's taxonomy places the organism in Eukaryota, Metazoa, Chordata, Actinopteri, Batrachoidiformes, Batrachoididae. Gene Ontology annotation, cellular component: TORC2 complex; TORC1 complex. Gene Ontology annotation, molecular function: protein binding. The record is from RefSeq and is a predicted model, not a curated record. The transcript has 9 exons.